Messenger RNA from Candidozyma haemuli, 2790 nucleotides. Its product is annotated as OPT family small oligopeptide transporter. The transcript has a single exon. Gene Ontology annotation, biological process: transmembrane transport. Lineage: Eukaryota; Fungi; Ascomycota; Pichiomycetes; Serinales; Metschnikowiaceae. Gene Ontology annotation, molecular function: oligopeptide transmembrane transporter activity. The coding region runs from base 1 to 2790 and encodes 929 amino acids. The record is from RefSeq and is a predicted model, not a curated record.
AUGUCUGGUGAUUCUAAGGGGCAUACUGAAAUCACCGGAGUGCACGCUCUUACCAGUAUUACAAGUGCUGGUUCUCGUACCGAUAUUGCAGCUCAUGAAGUGGACAUUAACGCUCUCAACUCCCAGGACAUAGCUAUUGAAGAUGUUGCCGAGGACCUCACAGCUGAACAAAAAUUCUAUGUGUUGAAGCGUCUUAACUUCGAGCAUUUGGAGUCUCUUGAAGAUUUACCUAUCGCUGCAACCUUCAUGUUGGAGAAGGUAUCGACUUUGUCUGUGGAAGAAUCUUUGGAGAUUUGUAAGGCGUACUUAGAAGAACAUAAGGAUGAUGUUAAUAUUCCAAGCAGUGAGUAUGACUUCAUUGAAACACUUUACAAAUCCGCUCCAGAGUACCUUGCUAGAUCCAGAUUUGAAGGAAAAGGGAAUUUCCCGGAUGAGAAGACUUCUCUGAGCAACGAGAAAGGGUAUUUUGCCGAGAAGACCAACCUGGCUGUUUCUAUUUCCGAUUCACCAAACUCUGAUGUGGAAUCAUCUAUCUUCAGAAUUUUUGACUGGGGCUUCCAAAUCCGUACUGAGGCUGCUAUGAUUGCUUUCCACUCUCCAUACCCUGAGGUUAGAUCUGUUACAAAUCCUUACGAUGAUCCUAAUCUUCCUGUUGAAACAUUGAGAGUGUAUCUCCUUGGUAUCAUUUGGACUGCUGUUGGCUCCUUUGUGAAUCAGUUUUUCUCAGAGAGGCAACCAGCCAUUACUUUGGGAUCUUCUGUUGUUCAGCUUUUGCUUUAUCCUUCCGGUGAAUUAAUGGCAGCUAUCCUUCCUCAUAAAACCUUCAAGAUUUGGAAAUGGUCAUUUGAUUUGAAUCCUGGUCCAUGGAACUACAAGGAGCAAAUGUUGGCCACUAUUUUUUACUCUGUUUCAGCAGGCACUCCCUACGUUUCUUCCAAUAUCCAUGUCCAAAGACUUCCUCACUACUAUAACAAUCAAUGGGUCGACUGGGGAUACCAAAUCUUACUAGUGCUUUCUACCCAAUUCAUGGGAUUCGGAUUUGCUGGGCUUAUCAGAAAAUUUGCUGUUUAUCCCGUUAGAGCUAUGUGGCCCACGCUUUUACCAACCGUUGCAUUAAAUAAAGCUUUGAUGCAAAGAGAAAAGAAAGCAAAUAUAAAUGGUUGGACACUUUCCAGAUACAAUUUCUUCUUUAUUUUCUUUGUUGGUUCGUUUUUGUAUUUCUGGGUUCCCACAUACCUUUUCGAGGCAUUGUCAUAUUUUAACUGGCUCACCUGGAUUGCUCCAGAGAAUUUUACAUUAAACUUGGUCACUGGUCAUCUCUAUGGUUUGGGUUUGAAUCCAAUUCCAACUUUUGAUUGGAACAUCAUUAACACGAAUGCAGCUUUGGUUAUCCCAUUUUACUCUCAGAUUAACCAAUAUAUUGGAACUUUCCUUGGGUUUUUCUGCAUCAUUGGAGUAUACUACUCAAACUAUUAUUGGUCGGCUUAUCUUCCAAUUAAUACCUCUACUUUGUUUAACAACAGGGGUGAGAGAUACCAAGUUAACGAAGUUGUUAAUGAAAGAUCAUUGUUUGAUGCUGAAAAGUACGAAGAAAUCGGACCACCAUUUUAUUCAGCUGCCAACUUGGUUGUCUAUGGUACUUUUUUUGCUAUCUAUCCAUUCGCCUUUAUCUACGAAGUUGCAUUGAAUUGGAGACCAAUGUGGUUCGCCAUCAAAAACAUUGGUAGCUCAUUCAAGAACUUUAGACAAUCAAAUUUCGAAGGUUUCGAUGACCCUCAUACUGUGAUGAUGAAGAAGUACAAGGAGGUUGCAGACUGGGUCUUUCUCGUUGUUUUAGUUGUUUCGAUAGUCUUGGCCAUUAUUUGUGUUCAAGUGUAUCCUGCUGAAACGCCUGUCUGGGGUAUCUUCUUUGCACUUGGAAUGAAUUUGGUUUUCUUGAUUCCUCUCACUGCUAUCCAAGCAACUACAGGAUGGGGAUUUGGUCUUAAUGUCUUGGUUGAAUUAAUCGUUGGUUACGCCUUGCCAGGUAAUGGUCUUGCUUUGAACUUUAUCAAAGCUCUUGGUUAUAACAUCAAUGGCCAGGCUCAGAAUUAUAUCACCGACCAAAAGAUGGGCCACUAUGUCAAGAUACCUCCAAGAGCACUCUUCCGUUGUCAAAUGCUUUCCAUGUUUAUUAACUGUUUUGUUUCAUUAGCUGUGAUGAACUUUAUGAUUGACAAUGUCGAAGACUAUUGCACCCCUCAAAGCAAUCAGAAAUUCUACUGUCCAAGCUCCAACGUUUUCUUCUCUGCAUCGGUAUUAUGGGGUACCAUUGGUCCCAAAAAGGUCUUUGGUGGGCUUUAUCCAUUGCUCGAAUGGUGUUUCUUGAUGGGUGCAGCUGCCACUAUCCCUUGCAUUCUUUUCAAAAAAUUUGGUCCAAAGAAGUAUACUAAAUAUUUCCAGCCCACAUUGAUUAUCGGUGGUAUGUUGGUGUACGCUCCUUAUAACUUGUCGUACUAUACGGCAGGUGUUUACGCUUCGUUUGCUUUUAUGUACUACAUCAGGAAGCACUACCAAGCAUGGUGGGAAAAGUACAACUAUGUUUUAUCGGGAGCUUUGGACGCAGGCGUCGCUUUCAGCAGUAUCAUCAUUUUCUUUGCCGUUCAGUAUAACGAAAAACCACUUGUUUGGUGGGGCAAUACUGUUCCAUACGAAGGAAUUGAAGGUGGUGUUGGUAGACAAACCUUAAAGAAUGUUACAUUAGAGGCACCUGAUGGCUACUUCGGUCCUCGUUUUGGUGACUUUCCUUGA